Messenger RNA from Clarias gariepinus (North African catfish), 2217 nucleotides. Its product is annotated as CD276 antigen homolog. The record is from RefSeq and is a predicted model, not a curated record. The transcript has 4 exons. Gene Ontology annotation, cellular component: external side of plasma membrane. Bases 179 to 655 code for a protein of 158 amino acids. Gene Ontology annotation, biological process: immune response; positive regulation of T cell proliferation; cell surface receptor signaling pathway. Lineage: Eukaryota; Metazoa; Chordata; Actinopteri; Siluriformes; Clariidae.
GACAGUCAAAUUAUAUUUGCUGGAAGCAGCCCAAAGACAAACCGACCAAUCACAAUACCGUAAUGUGCGCAUGCGUAUUUAUAUAGGAACCUGUUCUAUAGGAACAAGCAGUAACGGAAAACUGGAAAAUGAUGGUUUUAUUAAUUUAGAUGUUUUUAUCACUUUAUGUUUAUAAAUCAUGGAUAUAAGAACUUACUCCCUGUGUGCUCUUAUGCUUGUAAUAAAUGAAGUGUCGUCACAGAGUGUCAUAGUCGAAGCUGCUCAAGGAGACGCUGUGAUCUUACCGUGUUCAUCCAGUCGUUAUGAAAAGUACGUGUUCUGGCGAUACAGAGACACCAAGCCUGUGUAUGACAUUAUCGAGGGUAAAGAAAAUUUUCAUGACCAGGAUGGAGAGUACAGGGGCCGAGUCAAAGGUUUUCCAUCAGAGUUCACAAAAUGGAAUUACUCCAUCACACUGAGUGACGUGAAACUCAGUGAUUCAGGAACUUACAGCUGCAACCUCCCUGACUCCAGAACUGUCCAUGUAGAACUCGAGGUCAAAGAUGAGAGUGACUCAAGCCACAGGACUUCCCCAGAUAACAGCAGCAUCAUGAGAAAAGCAGGCAGUACCUCAUCUUUAGUCAUUUCAGUUCUGCUGUGUAUCUUCGUUUUCUAAAGAAAGAAUUAAAUCUUUUAAAUCUUUUCCUCAGUACAUCUUUGGCGUUCAUUUAAUUAUUAUUAAUCAGAUAGCAGUAUAUACACAAACUAUGCAAAGUUCUUUUUCUUCGGCAGAUAAAAGAUUGGAGUAAAUUUAGACUAGUGGUUGGAUACCCAAAGAAACAGUAUACAGUACAGUAUAUAGUGACUGUGGAGGAGGCUGCAUUCUUUGCAAAUGUUUAUGUAAACUUUUAAAUUCCAUAUAAAUUCCAGAUGAGCUCUGUUCUUGCCAGCUCUGAUCACUUUCACUAACUGCUUUAGCUGCAACAAUGUUUUCCACAAGGCCAGUUAAUUCUAAAAGUUCUGUCAGUUUAUUAAAAAUAUAAAUCUGUUAUAAACAAUGCAAUUGCAACAAAUAGUUACUUUUGGAUUAAAUUUUCACUUUGGUCUGCUAUGUAUUUUAUUCUACAGUCCAGAAUUAUUGCCGGGAGCAGCCGAAAGACCAACAACAACAAAAAUCCCAAGAUUUCAUUCUGUGACCUAUAGAUUUGAUACACACACACACAAACAAACUGUGGUGUCCAGUUAAUGUGUGUAUCCAUCGUUCAGGAAUAGACCUAAUCUGGACUCAUCAGGUCACAUGACCUUUUUCAUCGCUCCAAAGUCCAGUCUUUAUUCUCCCUAGCAAACUAAAGCCUUUUUUAAAGUCUCACUAAUAAGUGGUUUUCUUAUGGCUACUGUAAGAUGAUUUUUAUUUACCUUUAAGGAAUUAAAUGCACCGUACAUGUAAUCAGCAUUAACCAGUGAGGCUGAUAUGUGUGUGCCGUAAUGGAAUGUGCCGAUGCAUUAUAGCUGAGCUAGGCAUUAAGGCGCCUAGAAAGGGGGCGGGACUUAAUAGGAUCCAGAUGUUGGGACAGAAAGUCAUGUAGAAUAAAUACUAUUGAGCGUAUGAAGAAUAUAUAAUGGGGGAAACAGACAAGAAAGUUUAUCCAUGAACAAGCUCCAGCGGUUAUGAAUUGAUAAUAAAGGUCGUAAUCUUCUAGAAACAAACCCAAGACUCUGUGUGUCUUUCUUUUUUCGUGGGUCUCUGUGUGUGUCUGUCCAUUUGCAUGCAUACAUGUAUAUGUGUGUGUGAGACCAGCUGAGUGGGAAAUUAAAGCUCUGUAUCCAGUGCACAGGGUCUGUUCCCCCAAUGGAAUUGUAAAAACAGUUCAUCAGAGGGGCAGCUGCUUCCAGAAGUAAGAAUUCACUAUUGUGUAAAUGCUCUUAUUUUCACUAUUAAACACAGCUCUGGUUUUUACUGUAAUUUGUUUUUACCACACAACAUCAAGUGUUUAAGUGAUCUCCAGUCAUGACUUUUUUUCCCUGACUACAUUUCUUACAGAAAGUUGACGGUUCAUUGCUGUGUUUUCUGGUUUUUAUAAUGCUAACAGGUUCUUCAAAUUCAAAUUUUAUUUGUCACAUACAGUCUAGUGGAAGGGGUUUAACUGGGAAAAAAAGGAUAUAUUUAUUUUAUUUACUUGUUUAUUUAUUGGAGAGUUGUAAAACCAUUUAAGUAAAUAAAUAAAUAAGAGAAUUAUU